Molecule: messenger RNA, 5830 nt
Organism: Patiria miniata (bat star)
Lineage: Eukaryota; Metazoa; Echinodermata; Asteroidea; Valvatida; Asterinidae
Product: follistatin-related protein 5-like
Exons: 12
Coding region: 814-3555 (913 amino acids)
Biological process (GO): cell differentiation; multicellular organism development; regulation of BMP signaling pathway
Molecular function (GO): protein binding
Source: RefSeq, a predicted model, not a curated record
UUGAAAAUGCUCUUAUUCGAUGCGGUUAAAGGAAAACGUCAUAUUUUGAAUUAAUCCAAAAAUGUGCCACCCUCUAUUUCGGUGUUUUUACAACAAUAGACGGCCAAGAAAAUGUUUUGAAUAUCAAUGACUGGCGGGCAGGAUACCUGACAUCACCAAACAUCAUUAUCGAGGUGAUUCACCGUCGGCAUCAUGCCGUCUCGAGCCGAGGCUACCAUAAACCAUUCUCAUGUUUCAGUAACGUUCACCGCGUCUGACGACUAUUGUAUGUUUCUAAAGUUUCCGCCACCAGUCAAACAUGUUAAAAAACUGCCCCUUUGUGGCCGCCAUUGCUGUAACGUAACUACAAAUUGGAGCAAUUUGAAUAGAUGGUUCAUUUCACAACUGUUUUCCAGUGAUGGCUCAAAUUUUGCCAGAGGGAGCCAAAAUGUGAGCGUUUACGACAUGAAACAGUAAUCACCUCACAACGCAGAAAAUUAGCAUCUCCCCUCCCAACCCGUACCCGCACAGCUCAGACUGCAUCAUCUAGACAGGAGCCGAACUGGAUGCAGCGAUUGAUGAAAAGAGCGGCCUGGGAGUGAGCAAAUAACACGCCCUAGCCGGCUUCUCAUAGUCUGGAAGAAAUCUCCCCCGGUUUUCCGCCAUCUUGAAGACUCGCUAACCAUCUUCAGGACCAACAACAUCGUCAGAAACAACCACCUUCAUCUGUGACUCCGUGGUGAAAACCCACCGGGAUUCAGUCAUCCUUUCCGCCCAGUGUCUGCGUUGACAUCAUUGGUUUUUGGGAGAUCUGACUAUCAACAGGACAUCAUCAUGCGGGCUGUUGCAAUCUCUUUGGCCGUUCUCUUCGCGGCAAUGUGUAUGGUGGAUGCAAGACCAAAGGGCCAUAAGAGGCAUCACCAUGGUGAUGACGAUUACAAGGACGAUCAAGUCAACCCGUGCAAUUUCAUGGUGUGCCCAAAAGGCAGCGAGUGCACCUUUAACUCCAGCCUGGCCGAUCCGAUCUGCGUGUGCAUCCGGGAGUGCAAGCCCCACCAGCGGCCUGUUUGCGGCUCGGAUGGCGUGCUGUACGACAACCACUGCGAGCUGCACCGGGCCGCGUGCGUCAAGCGGACCCGCAUCGCAGUGGUUCCGGACGCGGUCUGCGAGAAGCCUACGACCGCACCGGAGCUGAUCGGAGGCAACCCGGAGGUGUUCGGAGACCAAAAACCGGAUACGCACGACGAAAUUGUGGACCAACACAUCGAUGAAACUAUCGAGGACGAGGAGGACGAUGCUGCUGCUGCUGACGAUGAUGCUGAUGACGAUGAAAAGGAUGACCCGGAAGUAGAUGAAGAAGAACCGGAAGUUGCGGAAGAGAAACCGGAGGUUGUGGAGAACGACACAGAAAUGGUCGAAGAGGAGCCAGUUGUUGACACUGAAAAACCUGUCCUCGAAGAAAUCCCCACCGAAGUUGUCUGCUCCGAGGAGGGCCUAGCCGAAUUCAAGACCAAUCUUCUGGACCACUACCGGACGCAAUUCAACAACCCACGUGAUGACCCCGUCCUCCCUGAGCUGGACAAGAAGUUCCUUGUCAGUCUGAUGACGAACCACUUCGACUCGUCACGUGACAGCCUGCUCACCGGGGACGAAAUUUCCUCCGUGAUCUCGCGAGACAAUAUCGAGGGACUGUCUGCGCAGUGCUCGCUGUUGGACGUUCUGCGCAUCUACGACAAAAACGGGGACAAAAAACUGGACCCGUAUGAGAUGUAUGACGCCUUCGACGUGCAGAUAGUCACCAUUUCAGAGGACCUUCGCCAGCAGGUCAAAGUGGCCACGGCCGGCGACAACGUCGUGCUGGUCUGCAGGAUCGAGGUUGAAGACAAGUCGAACGUCAUCUGGCAGCGCAACGGCGUGGAUCUCAUUGACGUCCAGCUCAUGGACGGGAUGAAGACGUACGAUGAUGGAACCUUGUAUUUCAACAAACUCACCUUGAUGCACAUGGGGAUCUACACGUGCUACGUGGAAGGGUACAGAUCAGUCAAGCAGACUUACACCGUGGAGGUCCGAGUUCCGCCCUCGGUGCACACCUGCCCCCAGUCCAGGUUCCAGUCCAAGGGCAAGACUGCCAAAGUACAGUGCUACGCACAGGGCGUGCCCGAGCCCGAGAAGCUAUGGAGCAAGAAGGGACUCACGCUGAGCGACCGACCAGGACUGAGACUUGAAGAUUGCAACACCACCGUUUGUAUUGAAUCCCUGGACUACCCAGACACCGGCAAGUACCUGUGCAGAGCCAGUAACCCCGUAGGCAGCGUGCAAUCCGUCUCAUCUGUCUUCAUUCAAGAAAACACUAAAGCUCUAGAUUUGGGUCCCAUGCACGUCUACUACUUGUUCCACUCGGACGGCGUCCGAGUCAUCGAGCCAGACACCUGCGGGUACCGACUGAACAUUCCCGCCCUGCACGUCCUGCCCAAGCCGCACGGCCUGCUGUGCCCUCCGGGCCCGUCCGGUGAGAUCGCCUGCUCGUGGGGCGAGGCGGUCAACGUGAAGAACCAGUUCGUGUACGUGACGCAGCCAGAGAACAACCGCAUCAUCGCUAUUGAUGUCCGCACUCAGCUCAUCAUUGAGGUUAUUCCAACCGAUCGGAUUCCCGUCUCUCUUCAUUACAUUCCUCACCUUGACACUCUAUGGGUUGUCUGCUGGCAGUCUACGGAUGCCGAGGAAGGCCAACGAUCAAUCCAGGUCAUCAAGUACGUCAGCCAACGGGAAACCCAUACCCCGAUCCACACUACCCCGAUCGGGCAUCAUUUCGAUGUCGUUAAAGGGCUUUUUAUCCCACAGGUCCAGAUCCCCAAUCAGGGUAAUUACAAGUUCGGAUACGUGGUCCACAGCCAGCAGAUGGCAAUCACUAAGAUCAACCUCGAGACCACCACGUUGUCCUCUACCAUCGUCCUUAGCCAGCACCAGUGUUAUCCUGAUUCAGUGGCCUUCCUGGCAACGGGCGGUUACGUCAUCGUGAGUUGCGCAGACGGCCGCGAGUCUCGCCCAUCCAAGCAGCUGUUUCUGGAUUACCUGACCGACACUGUGCUGCAUGUGAAUGAGGGCAUACGGGGGACACCGUACACAUCACCCGACGGGCGGUACAUCAUCAGUGCUGAUAACCAACACGGCUUGAUCUACGUCCAGAAGGUCACCCUGUCUGGAAAGGUCAAGUCCUUGUUUGAGGUCAGCACUAAUCUAGGAGUCAGUGAUGUCGGCUUCUUCCCCACCAAGGCAAGCACGCACACCUAUGACAUCAUGGUGACCUCCCGAGAUCGCCCCGAUGUCCUCUUCGUCGACCUGGAAACAAGCAAGGUCAAGAUGAUCCCGGGCGUCUUUCAUCCAAUCAGCGCCGAGAGCUGGCCCUGGAACGAGCACAACCGGCACAUCGUCAACAGCGGCGUGUUCGGUCCCCACCUGGCCACGCCCGCCGCCGAUCACGUGGUGCUGAUUGACGGCAAGAAGAAGUCCGUUCAGUGCGACAUUGACGAUGUCUCGCAGAGCAACGUGAUCGUGUGGGUUGGGGACUGCUACUAAUUGGCAUUCAUUUAUUCAAAUUCAUGCAAAUAACUUUACCCGCGCCCCUUUUCACGGACGUAAAUUUGUGUGUGAUUAUCGCUCGACAACUUUGCGUGGCGUUCGUGCAAACGUAUUUUUGUUGAUUUAGUGCAGACAGUAAAAUAAUCGAGUACUUAAACAAAGCGUUAGCGUUAUUUUCAUGGUAGCUCACUUCUUAGGAAAUAUUUUAAACAAAACAAAAUAAUAAUAAAGGUAUGUACUAUAAGUAUCGAUGAAGUUAUGUAGUGCCGCAACAUUCAUAAAUCAUUCUUGAAAUUGUCAAGCUUUGCCAUUAUGAAUAAAAUUAAGUCCGUUGACCUGUCUGUUUAACAAAUGUUCUGCAACUAUCAACAAUGAUAUAGGAAAUAUUACAUCACUGCAUUGCCAGUACUUUAUGAACAGUAUAAAUGGAAUAUCCAGACAAUUCGCAAGUACAUUUUCCUUCUGGAAAUGCAUUUGUGACGCGCGGAUAUGACCUUCUGAUGGUAAAGGCCCUUACGGAUCUUCAAAGUUCAAGUACAGUCAGUAGUCAUUCGGUUCUUUGAUUUCAAAAGGAUGUGGUUAUAAAACUUAAAGAGAAUUAUACGAUGUCAAAAAAAAACCGUGGGUUUUUGUCCGCGUUAGCUUCUAUGUUUAAUGGUACCGGUCGUUAAAAUGUGCUGGGGUGCAAAAGUCGUGACUCCGUGGGGAAAGUAAUAAUGUAUCACAAGCUUAUGACAAAUGUAUAUGACCAAGCAUAAUGCUUAUGAUGUGCAUUUUGUAUUGUGGUUAUAGAUGUUGGCGUCUAGUGUCUGAAAAAAAGGCUUCGUGAUUAUCAAGAAAAACUUGCUGAGAUCGGGAAAACGUCAGCAACUUUACGUAAAUACGUUUUAAAGAAAAGGUGAAGAGUUUUGUACCGCCCUUCGUGGAUUCUGAAGGAAAUAAGGUCGAUAGCGCGGACUAUAGCGGUGUUAUAAUCGAAACGUUGGGAAAAUAGCCAGUAGUAGAUAGUCGUGAAAGCUAAAAAAAAAAAUAGUAAUGAUAAUAGCUCUUAAAAUAACGAUGUUAGUCCGAGAGCUAAUUCUAAACGUGUAGGUACAGAAGAAAAUACUUAGAAAGUGAAUUGAAGAGUCAAUUUCCAAAACGCGACAUACUCAUUUGCACGGUUACGAAACUUCAACAAAAACAUCUGUUUCUAAACUUCAUUUUUCGCUUUAUUGUAGUCUUAAGAUGUGUUUGUGUAUAAAACAGCCGUCGACAUGGAUUUUGGGCAGCCAGGAGAGAGCAGAAUUCUAAAAGGGAACACAAUGGCGUAUAUCGCGUUUUUUGGAAAUAUGCUCUUCAACUUGUAAAGUCAGUUGUUCUAAUCGUAAUUUCUCGCCGAAGUGUAGUGAAAUAUUGGGGUUUUCUUUAAUGGUGACACCCCCUAGUUAUGCCUCUAUAGCGUGCUGCCCAUGCACAGUAACGUUUAUGCCUAAGUGCGGAAUUGAGGAGUCUCUUUUUAUUUAACCACCUUCCUAACUAUUUUCUUUCCUAACUAUUUUCUUUCCUAAUGUGCCGGUCUUCGACUCACCAUAUUUGAUAUGAGCAAAAAUAUUUAAUAGCAGAAACAUUGUAUGGAUAUCCUGUAGGUGAAAAGUUGAAGUCUCUCACAUGCAUUAUUUGUCAUGUGUCCUGGUCCACGUGACUUUCGUAUACGUUUCCUGCUUGCAUGCAUAUCAAUCCAUUGGCACAUUCCCUUUUCCGAAAUAAACAAAGAAACGUUAACUUCUAGCAUUAGGCUUUAUGUUUUAUAAUUCCAUUUUUAUGACUAAUUAUUUGUAUUCAGCUGUUCACGAUUAAUUCCUUUUUCCAUUAUCUCACCGAAAUGCAUGUUUUGUACAUAAGGACCGAAUGUAUAUUAUUUGCGUUAUUUUCUUAUAAAUUCUCGGUUAUUUUUUACCUGAAACAUUGUGGAUGAUCUUCACUUGUAAAUUCAUUAUUCACUUUUAAAUGUUAAUCUUGUUAUCGUGAUAUGAAUUGGUGAAUCGUGUUUAGAGAAUAAUUUUUCAGUAAGCAGUGGAGUUCAGUGUGUGGCUCUAUUUAAUCAAACUAUAGAAAUUUGUGGUGCAUAAUGUAUAUUGUAUGAUAUGAAGCCGCCUAGCUUGUUGGAUAUUUGCACCUGUACAUGCACUAAGUAGCAGUUCGCGUAUAUUGCACCCACUGCUAGAUGUCGAUAUGUAUAGCCGGAAGAUAAAUAAAGAGCGUUGUUGCGUCAGUUGUAGCCGUUAAUCGA